UUUAUCCUGUCAGGACAUCGACCGACAAAUGCGGUGCAGCCUUCAGUCUGCCCAGUCGUCCACAGUCCUUAACCCGCGGAUUUGCAGUUCACAAGUGACACAUAUUUCUGCCCUGGGAUAUUUUUCUCUACCAUCGCUACAUUUUCUAAAUAUGAGGUGGUUUGUGUCUCCAAACAUGGUGUAGUUGAAAUCCCUUAUUUGUGAAGUAGCAGCUGCCCGCUAGCACUGAGCCACGAUGUCCAGUAGCUCGGGCUACCCUCCCAGCCAAGGGAGCUUCAGUAGUGAGCAAAGCAGAUACCCACCACAUUCUGUUCAGUACACCUUCACGGGCACACGCCACCAACAGGAUUUCACUGUCCCAGACUAUCGGACUCAUAUGCAAGAUCCGCAAGGUCGGAGAAGGCCGUCUUUAUUGUCUGAAUUUCACCCUGGAACUGAAAGGCCUCCAGAGAGGCGCCAUGGUUAUGAACAGCAGUUUCAUUCUGUAGCAGCUCAUCCUGAGCAUGAGGCCUUGGAGGCAAAACGCCCUCGCAUGGAGACUGUUGCUGAGGCCCAUAUGACCCGCACAGCUCCUGUUGCAGGGAGUGUUGUCCUUCCCGUGCCCCAUAGUGUUCAAGACAGUCUAAGAGCCACUGUGGAAGUCAAAAAGGAGUCUCAGUUCACUGUCAAAGUGGAGUCCCAUUCCCCAGGUGGACCUGUACUACACAUUGGGGAUGAGCAGGACACAUCUCCUUCCAAGCUGUCAAAGGAGGAACUCAUCCAGAGUAUGGACCGUGUGGACCGAGAGAUUGCAAAAGUGGAACAGCAGAUUUUCAAGUUGAAGAAAAAGCAGCAACAACUGGAGGAAGAAGCAGCAAAGCCAGUGGAGCCAGAAAAGCCAGUGACCCCACCCCCAGUGGAGCACAAGCACCGCAGCAUAGUCCAGAUCAUCUAUGAUGAAAACAGGAAAAAAGCAGAGGAGGCCCAUAAAAUACUGGAAGGUCUAGGUCCCAAGGUUGAGCUGCCAUUAUAUAAUCAGCCUUCAGACACAAAGGUGUACCAUGACAACAUUAAGACAAACCAAGUCAUGAGGAAGAAGCUGAUUUUGUUUUUUAAGAGGAGGAACCAUGCUCGGAAACAAAGAGAGCAGAAGAUCUGCCAGCGCUACGAUCAGCUGAUGGAAGCAUGGGAGAAGAAGGUAGAGCGAAUGGAAAACAACCCCAGACGCAAAGCCAAGGAGAGCAGAACGCGGGAGUACUAUGAAAGACAAUUUCCUGAAAUUCGCAAACAAAGAGAGCAGCAGGAACGCUUCCAGAGGGUUGGGCAAAGAGGAACUGGCCUUUCUGCAACAAUAGCAAGAAGUGAGCAUGAAAUUUCUGAAAUCAUAGAUGGCCUUUCUGAGCAAGAGAACAAUGAGAAGCAGAUGAGACAGCUAUCAGUCAUUCCUCCCAUGAUGUACGACUCAGAGCAGCGGCGGGUAAAGUUUAUUAACAUGAACGGCCUGAUGGAUGACCCAAUGAAGGUGUACAAAGCCCGACAGUUCAUGAAUGUUUGGACUGAGCAUGAAAAAGAGAUCUUUAAGGAGAAAUUUGUCCAACACCCCAAGAAUUUUGGCCUGAUUGCCUCCUAUCUAGAGAGAAAGUGCGUUGCAGACUGUGUCCUAUACUACUACUUGACUAAGAAGAAUCACAACUAUAAGACAUUAGUACGGCGCAACUAUGGAAGGCGACGAGGAAGGAAUCAGCAAAUAACACGUCCCUCACAAGAAGACAAGUCAGACGACAAAAACGAAGAGGACAAAUCUGACAAGUCAGAGAAAAAAGAGGACGAAGAAAAGAAGGACGAGGAAGAGAAAGAUGAAAAGGAGGAUUCUAGGGACAUUGGCAAGGACAAAGACAAGUGUGACGGUGGGGAGGACGAGGACGGAAAGGAGCAAAACACGCCGCGUGGCAGGAAGACUGCCAACAGCCAGGGCCGCCGUAAGGGAAGGAUCACCACACGCUCCAUGGCCAAUGAGGCUGCCUCUGUGGCGGCUGAGGAGGCUCCUCCCCCUGCCCCUGAGCCUGCCUUGCCAGAUCCUCCACAGCUCCCUAAAUCUGAUCCAGCACAGAAGUCCAUGAAGGAGAAUGCAAAAGCCCAGACUCCAGUAGCUAACAUGGAUGCUAAUAAAGCUGGUGCUGGUGAAACAGGGGAAACUUCUCGCUGGACCGAGGAGGAGAUGGAGGUUGCCAAAAAAGGACUUGUUGAGCAUGGGCGAAACUGGACAGCCAUUGCCAAAAUGGUGGGCACUAAAAGCGAGGCCCAAUGCAAGAACUUCUAUUUUAAUUACAAGCGACGUCACAACCUGGACAACCUGCUUCAGCAGCACAAGCAGGAUACACGGCGGGCUCGUGCUGAUAGGUCUCAAGGUGAGGGCCUAGCCACAGCAUCUCCCGAUGAUGAAGAAGACAAUGCAGAUGACAGCGAAGGCGGUGACAACAGCUCCGAUACAGAAAGUGCUCCCUCCCCCUCUCAAGCUGACUCAUCAAAGUCUGUUGACUCCAAGAGGCCAGACAGCACUGCUGGAGAUGCUCUGUGCACUGACCAGGACAAAGUUCAGUCUAGUAAUGGAAAGGCUGAACCCUCAUAUGGGGAACUCUGUGUCAAGGAAGAGAAAAGUCCAGAGAGUGAGACUGGAUCUCAGGAGGAAAAGGCCAGAGUGGCUUCCUAUGCUGGGUCAGUGCAUCCCAAAACUGAACCUCAGGAUGUGGACAUGAAGACUGGAGAGAUUCAGGUCAAGAUGGAGCCUGGGAUGAAGGAGAAAGGAGAAAAGGGUGAUUAUGGUGAGAGGCAAAAGGAGCCGAAUUCAGAUAAUGACUCCAGCGCCACCUGCAGUGCUGAUGAGGAUGUGGAGGCAGAGCAUGAAGGACAGAGUAGGAUAUUCUCUAUGGAAAAGCCUUCAUUACUCAGCCCACCAGGUUCUGUGCUGGUGUCUUCACCCAAGCAAACCAUCCAACAAAUGCAUCAACGGGCAGCUGCCAUCCCACCCAUGAUGCCUGGUUCAUUUGCUCCUGGAGCUGUGUCAAUCAGUGGUUUUGCUAUGUUACAACACCAAAUCAAAGCUGUGCAUGAGUCUGCACACCAGGAGGAGAAGCAGAGACAGGAUCAGGGAGAUUUGGACCGCAGACCCCCGUUCAGCAGUCGUGGUCCCACCGUACUAGACAGGGAUGGUAAACUCAUGCCCUACAUGCCUUAUGAUAUGAAGCUGGCUCUGGACCAGGACACCCAUUCUGGUCGUCCAGGCUCCCCCUACAGACUCUCCCCCAGGGAGCUGAGCAAGGCCCCACCCCAGCCUGACCCCAACGCCCCCAGUGCCUCCCGCUACAGUGUGCCGCCAGUGCUCCACUCUGCCCCCAGCCAGCUGGUCCAGACUGUGCCAGAUGGAGUCCGCGUGACGUUCAGACCCAGUCGACCUCCCAACAUUCCCUCUCCUCCCCCACUCAUUCCAACCACAAAGCAGACAGACAAGCCCUCCUUCAUCCAGGGAGGCUCCAUUUCCCAGGGAACUCCUGGCACAUACCUGCCGUCCCAUGUUGUCUAUGGGCCAGAGGGUGCAAAGAACGCUGUGGGAUCAAUCUCUCUGGGUCUGCCUCGGCAGCAGGAUCCCAACAAACCUGGAUCUGCAGUUUCAUCAAUACAGGAUGGAAGAGGCAACCCAGCCAAGGUGGGCGAGGGUCUGGCUUUCCGGGGAUCAAUCACCCAGGGCACACCAGCCUUGACACAGUCCAGCAUUGCUGCUGACCUCCUGAAGGGCACAAUUACAAAACUGGCCACGGAGGACCUGAACAGCCCAGACAAGACUAAAGGUCAUGUCAUCUAUGAAGGCAAGAUCGGUCAUAUUCUCUCCUAUGAUGCUAUCAAGAACACCAGGGAAAACACACGCAGUCCCAGAACAGGCCAUGAAAUUAAACGUACUUAUGACAUGAUGGAAGGGGCAAUGGGCAGGGGACACCCCGGCAGGGAAGGCGCUCCAUUCGAAGGAUUAAUUAGCAGAGCCUUGCCCAGAGAAAGUCUUCAUGGAGAUUCUAAGGAAAGACCACUGACCACUGGUUCUAUCAUGCAAGGAACACCUAGAACUGCUGCAGAAACGUAUGAAGAUGCCAUGAAAUAUGGAAAACAGAUAAAGCGAGAGAGUCCACCAAUUCGCUCUUUUGAAGGUGGUAUUGGCAAAGGCAAACCAUACGAGGGAGUCAACACUAUCAAAGAGAUGGGACGCUCUAUUCAUGAAAUACCCCGGCAGGACCAGUCUAGCCAGGACAUCUGCAAGACCCCUGACAUGUCAGACAGGAGAGUUAUAGAUGGCUCCAUGUCUCAGAUUCAUCCUUCCAACCAGUCGACCAUUAAACAUAAUGUCAAGUCCUUAAUCACCAGUCCCUCUAAGAUCCCCCAUGGCAUGGAAGCCAUGGAACGAGCCAAAUACGAGGAGAAUAAGGCAGUACGGCACACUUCUGUGGUCAACUCCACCACCUCUGUCUUGCGCUCUACUCACCAGGAGAUGAGCAAAUCCCAGCUUAGUCCAGGCUUGUAUGAUGACUCAAAUGCUCGCAGGACCCCUGUCAACUACAGCACCAAUCCAGGUUCUAGAGGAUCACCCAUGCUUGGUCGUGGUCCUGAAGGUGCUAUGAGCUCUGCAAAAUCUGCGUCACAUGAAAGAAAGAGUGCCAUGACCCCAACACAGAGAGACAGCAUCCCUGCAAAGUCCCCAGUGUCCAGUGGUGACCCUGUAGCCUCUCACAGCCCCUUCGACCCCCACCACCGGUCCGUUGUUUCUGGGGAACCAUACCGUGCACACUUGCCUUCACAUCUGGAUCAUACCUUGGCUUUCCACAGAGUUCUGGAUCCUGGUGCAGCGUUUAUGUUCCCCAGGCAGCCGUCUCCAACAAGCUAUCACAACACGUACCAGCUGUACACCAUGGAGAACACACGGCAGACGAUCCUCAACGAUUAUAUCACUUCCCAGCAGAUGCAAGUCAUCCCACGCCCUGAUAUGGCCCGAGGAUUGUCGCCACGGGAACAGCCUGUCCCAAUCCCUUACCCAGCCGGAGCUCGAGGGAUUAUUGAUCUAGCCCAGAUGCCUCCAACUAUCCUGUUGCCUCACCCUGGGGGAACAGGUACUCCCACUUUGGAACGCAUCGCCUACCUCCCUGGAGCUCAGCCCCCUUUCCCUGCUAGGGCUUUCAACCCAACCUCCAUAUCGCCAGGCCAUUCAGCCCAUCUUGCUGCUGCCGCUGCCGCCGCUGCCAGUGCAGAGAGGGAACGUGAGAGGGAGCGUGAUCGGGAGCGUGAUCGGGAGCAGCAGGAAAAAGAGAGGGAACGAGAGCACCGAGAGAGAGAGCGUGAACGAGAGCGGGAAAUGCGAGAACGCGAGCGUGAGAGAGCCAAUGAAUACAUCCGCGGUGGACCUGAGCAGCCAGGCCGGCCAGGGAGUCAAGGUUACCUGCACUCUCCAUCUCCCUCACUGAGGACACAGGAGGUAGUGGUUCAGCAGCGGCCGAGCAUUUUCCAGGGCAAGAGUGUCAUCACGUCACUUAUGCCACAUUCUGCAACAGUAGCAGCACAGAGUACACGGACAGAGUACAGUGCAGCUGAUGCUCUGGCCGCACUGGUGGAUGCCGCAGCCUCUGCUCCACAGAUGGAUGUGGCCAAGGUGAAGGAGAGCAAACACGAUCGGGAUGAUGACAUGUCUUUAUCGUCCGGAGGUCGGCGAGCACCCACCCUGUCUGAACAGCAGCAGGAGGCAGAGAGACGAUCUAUGCAGUCACCAUAUGGUGCCAUGUCUCUGCCAGGAGGUAAGCCCCAUACAGCUUACCCUGACGGCGGAAACGUCGGGGUUAAGGACAAGUGCCUUCCAACCUCCAAGUCCCGUAUUGAAGAGGAGCUUAGGACUCGCGGAAAGACGACUAUCACGGCUGCUAACUUCAUUGAUGUCAUCAUCACACGGCAAAUAGCCUCUGACAAAGACGCACGAGAACGAGGCUCUCAGAGCUCUGACUCCUCUAGCAGCAUCUCAUCUAAUCGCUAUGACAACAACACUAUUGAGGUGAUCAGUCCUGCUAGUUCUCCUGUCCAAUCACAACAAGACAAAACAGAAGAUGUGCAACCACAGGCAUCAGCUGGCAUGCGGUCCUACCAAUUAAGCCGUAUUCUGCCACCAGGGGAACAAUCCCAGCCCAGCUCCCAGUUGCCACCCUCUUCCCAGGCAGAUAGCUACACACAGAUCCCAAAGACUCAUCGUGUCAUGACCUUGGCAGACCACAUUUCGCAUAUCAUAACCCAGGACUUUGCCCGUAAUCAGGACCCUCCUCCAGCUUCCUCCUCAGCUUCUGCCACAUUCCAGAGCGUGGUGCCACCUGUGUCGUCUUCAGGCCGAGUCAAGGUGCCCAGCCGUUACAGUCCUGAGAAUCAAGUACAAGCCCCACAUCAUCAGAGACCCUCCAGUAGAGUGUCACCAGAAAAUACCAAUGACAAGCCCAGAUCCAGACCUGGCAAGUCUCCAGAGCAGGGAGGCAGGCAGAUGGAAAACUAUGAACCCAUAUCUCCACCACAGAGCUACCAAAGCAUGGAUAAACAUGAAGCUGGUGGGCCAACAUCACAGAGGCGAGAGACUGACAGUUCUGAGCUCAGGUCCAGGAGUGAUUCGAGGUCUCCAGGGAGCAUCAGCUAUCUGCCUUCCUUCUUCACAAAGCUGGAAAACACCUCACCAAUGGUGAAAUCCAAAAAGCAGGAGAUCUUUCGUAAGUUGAACUCCACAUCUGGUGUUGGUGAUUCUGAUGUUGGUAGUGCUCAGCCAGGCACAGAGAUUUUCAACCUGCCUGCUGUUACUAGCUCAAGCAAUAUCAACCCCAGGAAUCCCUCCUUUAGUGAUCCAGCCACUAACCUGGGCCUGGAGGACAUCAUCCGCAAGGCCUUAAUGGGAAACUUAGAGGAAAGACAAGAGGAUCACCAAGCAGGAAUAGGGGCCAUUAACACAGCUGGCACAGGCAGUGACGCUCGCCAGGAGGCAACUCCGUCACCUAGUAUGGGAAAGCAGAAGCAAGUCAAAGCUAACAGCCGGAAAUCCAAGUCCCCUAAUUUGGGUCAGGGCUACGUUGGAGGCGAACGUCCCUCCUCAGUGUCCUCCGUCCACUCUGAGGGAGACUAUCACAGACAAGCUCAAGCCCAACCCCAGUGGAGCUGGGAAGACCGACCCUCAUCCACAGGAUCCAUGCAGUUCCCUUACAACCCACUGACCAUGCGCAUAUUAAGCAACACACCACCCACCUCCAUACCUUCCCCCUCCAUACAGAGCCAGCAGCAGCAACCACCUGCAGCUGGAGCCACAGUGGCCCAGCAGCGUGUGUGGCAGCCUCUGCUGUCAGAGCAAUAUGAGACCCUUUCUGACAGCGACUGAUCUCUACGUACCACAGCUCCACUAUAAAUAAGAUAUGCCUGCACUGAGGCUUGUCUGUUCACCCCCCUCUCCCAGAACUAACCUUGCUCACUGGCAAGUAGAUAGGGUGGGGUUUGUUUCUUCUUUUUGGUGCUAUUGCGCCGUCUGGCUGUUAGCGGUGAGUACAAGCAGCAGGCUGGGACUCUCCAGAAUAUUGCUUGCUUUUAUCCAGAAGCAUUCAGCCAGCUUGUUUGGAAAAGAAAUGGAACUUGACUGAGGGAACUGACAUGAGCUGUAGUGAAGAUGAAGAACUUGUGUACAAAGCAUAAGAGACGAUUUCUGGAUUUGUUUGAUUUCUGUAAAGAUAUUCCUUGUCUUUAAGAAAAUCAUUGUAUGUAAAUAGAGUAAACUUUUGCAGUGUUUUCUUAACUUGAUUAUUUCUUAUUUUAAUGUUGCUUUUAAAUUGAUCCACUUUAAAUGGGAAGAGUUGGGGUAUAAUCUUUAAUAUCACCGUUGUUCUCUCCCAGCCCACCUCCAAACCCACAUGUCCUGAUCCCAUUUUAAUAUUUUUACAAUUGUAAUGGUAGAGACCGGACCUGUGGCUGUACUUGAACCUGAGCGGAGCACAGUCAAGUACCACCAGAGCCAGAAGAUCAUGGACAUUUGAGGACAAAACAUAAACAUGCCUCUCUUCACUGCACUAGUGGGGAUGAUGUAUGGAUUGUAACUAUCAGAUGGUAGAUGUUGAGAACACUGGUGUCAUAGCAGAAAGGUGAAAAGUCUGAAAUAAGCUUAAUUUUGCCAGAAAAGAUAUCCUUAUGACUACUCCUGGACCCCUUCUGAAUGAUAAGUGAGCCAAUGUGUUUCUUCUUUUUUUUUUUUUUUUUGAUAUAUAUCCCCACGGUGUGUUACAUGUAGCUGUCUCUCUCUGCAGUUUCUAACCUGUCCACAACGAUCUGCUCUGCAAGGUUGUCAUGGUAAAACAAAGUAUGUCAGGAAUAUUUUUUGUUUUCAUUUUGUUUGUUUUGAACAGUUUUGCCAUGCCUUGUGACUUGAGAAAGAAGGCAGCUUUAACAAAUUUUCUCAGAGAAUAUACAUUGGUGUUUGAUGUUUGUAUUUGUUUCUGUAGUUCCUCCUUUUUUUUCUUUUUUUUUUUUUUUUUAUACUAUCCUGACAAAAAUCUGAACUCUGUAAAUUGUCUUUCCAUUACAAGACGAAACUAACCAAACAAAGAAUGGUCUGCACCAUUGUUGCACUUUUUUGCUUUGUAGCUUUUGACAACAAAAAGCAUACUACCUGCUGUGUAACUUAUUCAGCCUCUAGCACAUGAGGAUAAUCAGAUGUGCUUUAAUGUUUUCCCACCAUUCACAGAACUCUGUCUUUCAUCCUAGCUGGUACAUGAGUUUGUAGUUUAAUAUGUGCAUCACAAAUUACAGUUUUAAGUGUAUGGUACCAUUGAACGUUAAGGAUUUUGCCACCAUGGUAAGUCAGAUCCUUGACCACUUAAUCUCUGCUUUCAUUGUAUCAAUCAUAACGCUUUGAAUAUAAAUUAUGCUAGAUCAACAUCAUAAAUAACAGUAAUGUUCCUUUGCAGGUCUGUUUUUAGAUGUGUGAAAAAUACAAUAUUUUGGCUGUUCAGCUAAUCCAUUCUGCUCUAAACUUGAUAUUUCCUUUUUGUUUUUGAUUAUGAAUUAUUUGUCACAGCAAAAGUUCAGAUUUUUUUUCCAUCACGUUCAACAUCUUUGUUAUCCAUCCUGUUUAGAUGGGAUGUUAUGUGUUUACAAAGGCAAAGACAAAAAACGUUUACAAACUUGAAUCUUAAAGAAAAUCCUACAUAAAGCCGAAAAAUAAUUGGUGCAUCUUUUCAGCUCCCUAUCAAACACACAGUGGUGACUUUGUUGUCUUUUUGAAAUUGAGACUUGAAAACCCAUGUAUCCUAUGAUGUUGAAAUGCAAUGUUUGUAUCGCACAAUGUCUAUUAUAGUAGGCUAUUACAAGAGUUCAGACCAAUCAAAUAAAGUGGAUCAGUUCUCCACCA
Molecule: messenger RNA, 9424 nt
Organism: Betta splendens (Siamese fighting fish)
Lineage: Eukaryota; Metazoa; Chordata; Actinopteri; Anabantiformes; Osphronemidae
Gene: ncor1
Product: nuclear receptor corepressor 1
Exons: 46
Coding region: 236-7408 (2390 amino acids)
Biological process (GO): negative regulation of transcription by RNA polymerase II
Molecular function (GO): transcription corepressor activity; nuclear thyroid hormone receptor binding
Source: RefSeq, a predicted model, not a curated record